Messenger RNA from Cucumis sativus (cucumber), 1433 nucleotides. Its product is annotated as LOB domain-containing protein 15. The transcript has 3 exons. The record is from RefSeq and is a predicted model, not a curated record. NCBI's taxonomy places the organism in Eukaryota, Viridiplantae, Streptophyta, Magnoliopsida, Cucurbitales, Cucurbitaceae. Bases 133 to 900 code for a protein of 255 amino acids.
UUGCCUUUUAAGUACACUCCCUUUCUUUCCCAAGUUUAACUUCUUCGCAUUCUUCUUCUUCAUCUAAAAAUCCCUUCUCUCUUCUACUUCUUCUUCUUUCGUUCAAUUGGGGACAGAAAAGUGAAUGCUUGAAUGUCAAGAGAAAGGGAAUUACAAGAAGUGGACGAGAUAGGGAAGAAGAUAAAGAGAGAAAUUGAAAGUAGUAAUUUGUUCUAUGAUCCUAAUUUAAUGGGGAGAAGAAAUAAUAACAACAAUAAUAAUUUGAUUUUGAGCAGUAGUAGUAGCAGUCAAAGUAGUGGGAUCAGUAAUUUGAAUACAAUAACACCAUGUGCAGCUUGUAAGCUUCUAAGAAGAAGAUGUGCUCAAGAAUGUCCAUUUUCUCCUUAUUUUUCUCCACAUGAACCACACAAAUUUGCUUCUGUUCAUAAGGUUUUUGGUGCUAGCAACGUUGCUAAGAUGCUAAUGGAAGUACCGGAGAAUCAAAGAGCGGACGCAGCAAAUAGCCUUGUUUAUGAAGCAAAUCUAAGGCUAAGAGAUCCUGUUUACGGUUGCAUGGGAGCCAUCUCUGCUCUUCAACACCAACUUCAUACUUUACAAUCUGACCUCAAUGCCAUUACUACUCAAAUUUUCAAAUACAAAUUUACUCAUCACCCCAUCAAUAUCCCUUCUUCUCCUAAUUUCAUGGCCCCCUCCCCCGCUGCUACCCCGCCUGUUGCCCCGCCAACUCCGCCUCAUUCUCAGCCGCCUCCGCUCUCUCUUCCACCACCUCUUCCUCCUUCCUCCUCCUCCUCCUCCGUCUUUUCCCCUCCCAUUAUUACUACUGCCACUUCUACCACCGUCGUUGAAUUAAUUAACCCUAUUGUCCCAACAAGUACUCAACAUAUCUCCUACUUUGGUUAAACUAAUUAUUAUUCCUAGUGUGUGUUAUUGUUUGAGAUGACUGAUAUAUAUGUUGAGUGAAAAUAGUAAAGUAUUUAUUAUUUUUAUUACUUUUCAUCAUUCUGUUUCUCUCACUUUUUAUUAGCUAAGCUACUAAAAACUUAAUCACCCAAAACACUAGCAAAGUAAUUUCAACAAAAAUGUUACUGUUUCUAAAUUAUGUGUCAAAAACUUACUUUUCAAUGUAACCUUCACAAACCUAUAAUUUCCCUUUUAUUUUGUUUUUGUGUGCUGCAAUUUUAAGAUUAAAAGUUCUGAAAUUGUGAGGAUUUAGAAAAGAAAAAAGAAAGAGUAUAACUAAUUGAUUUUUUUUUUUUUUUUAAUUUGUGGGUGUGGGCUACGAUCUUGUGAUCUUGAAUGAAAUAAGAAGUGGAGUGGUUGUGUUUAGGCCAAAUGCUGACCUGAAAUGAAACCCAAGUCUACAUGGAUGUGAGGUGUGUGAAAUAAAUUGUGUUUGACUUUGACUUGUUAAUAUAUAUGGUGUUUCAGUUGCA